AUGGUAUAUAUUCUGGACGAGUGCCCCGUGAUGCAUUCUUGCUGCUGUUGUGUUCCACUACGAGUGGCAACAAUAGCGAGUGGCGUUGUCGGACUGAUAGGCGCCGGAGGGUUUUUGUGGGUUGGUAGCACGGAAGGUGCGCGCCGGCUAGCAUCAAGCGGUGUAGUGGGAACAUCACUGCUAAAGCUCGUUCGCUAUUUCUGCGGAGCGUCAGGUGUGCUCUUGGCAGCUGCACACGCACUUCUGAUAGCUGCCGCUGUUCACGAAAGCGACGCAUUGUGCGAGGUGUACAUUUGGUUCAUGGCGGUAUGGAGCGCGGUAUUAUUUGCACUGACGGCGGCAGUGAGCGUUCAAGCAGCUCUUGCUUCAUUCGAAGCCUCUGCGUUCUCUGCGCUGGCCUCCGCUCUCCUACUUAUUGUAGUAAUCUUUCUUCUCAUUGUUAUCGUAGCUAAUUAUAGGAUGACUCUACCGUAA
This is a messenger RNA of Pieris macdunnoughi, 474 nucleotides long. The record is from the annotation of a GenBank genome assembly. NCBI's taxonomy places the organism in Eukaryota, Metazoa, Arthropoda, Insecta, Lepidoptera, Pieridae.